Molecule: messenger RNA, 3638 nt
Organism: Lotus japonicus
Lineage: Eukaryota; Viridiplantae; Streptophyta; Magnoliopsida; Fabales; Fabaceae
Exons: 7
Biological process (GO): DNA integration
Molecular function (GO): zinc ion binding; nucleic acid binding
Source: RefSeq, a predicted model, not a curated record
AAACUUGCAGCUGCUCACUUUUCAGACUAUGCUCUUGUUUGGUGGAAUAAGUUUGCAAAAGAGAGAUUGAGAAAUGAGGAGCCAGCGGUGGAAACAUGGGCUGAAAUGAAACGAAUCAUGAGGAAAAGAUAUGUCCCUUCAAGCCAUGCUAGGGAUGUAAAAUUUAAACUUCAAAAACUUACCCAAGGCAGCAAGAGUGUUGAGGAGUAUUACAAAGAACUUGAGGUGCUUAUGUUGCAAGCCAAUCUUGAGGAGGAUGAAGAGGUAACCAUGAUUCGAUUUAUUAAUGGUUUAUCUAAUGAUGUUAGAGAUAUUGUAGAACUUCAGGAAUAUGUAGACAUGGAAGAAUUGCUGCACAAGGCCACUAAAGUUGAGCAACAACUCAAAAGGAAAGGGCUUGCAAGGAAGAGUUCUACCAAUUCCAAUUCAUCUUGGAGAGACAGAAUGAAGAAUGAAGGGCCGAGCACCCUUAGCAAACCAGCCACCAAACCACAAGCUUCAGCUUCUUCAAAACCUCUUGAACAACCAUCCAAAAAGAGCAAAGAGGUCAAGUGCUUCAAAUGCCAAGGUAUGGGACAUUAUGCUUAUGAAUGUGCCUCCAAAAAGACCAUGAUUCUUAAGUAUGAUGGAGACUACACCAGUGAGUCCGAAGGAGAACAAAGUGAAGAAGAAGAGGAGGCAGCCAUGAAUGGUGAACUGUUGAUGAUCCGAAGAAUGCUUGGUAGCCAACAAAAGCCAAAGAAAGAAAGCCAAAGAGAGAAUAUCUUUCACACAAGAUGUUCUGUCAAUGGGCAGAUUUGCUUGAUGAUUGUUGAUGGCGGGAGCUGUACUAAUGUGGCUAGUGAAAGAAUGGUGGAGAAGCUGAACCUGGUCACAAAACCACAUCCUUGGCCAUACAAACUUCAAUGGCUCAGCCACUAUGGAGAAAUACAAGUAAGUAAGCAAGUUGAAGUUGACUUUUCCAUUGGCAAAUACAGGGAUAAGGUUCUUUGUGAUGUUGUUCCCAUGGAGGCUAGUCACAUACUGCUGGGAAGACCAUGGCAAUAUGACACCAAGGAUUAUGAGGAUGUGUUUCCAACAAGUGUUCCAAGUGGUCUACCACCACUGAGAGGAAUUGAGCAUCAAAUUGAUCUCAUUCCGGGAGCUUCUUUGCCUAAUAGGCCAGCAUAUAGAAGCAACCCACAAGAAACCACUGAAAUUCAAAGACAAGUGGAAGAACUCUUGAACAAAGGGUGGGUAAGAAAUAGCAUGAGUCCUUGUGCUGUACCGGUGAUUUUGGUACCAAAGAAAGAUGGGACUGAUCAAGAUCCAUGUGAUUUUACAUCACCAUUAAGAACUAGGAAACAGAUUGGUCUAAUCCCAAGUGCACCAUUAGUUGUGAAGCCAACAAUUUUGAGCAAUCCUCAAGAGACCGAGCAGGGAGUAGUUACUUUGUUUGAUUCAAGUGUUGUGGAUGAGGAAAAGAUCAAAGCCAUUCAAGAGUGGCCCACUCCUAAAUCCGUGGGUGAUGUAAGAAGUUUUCAUGGCUUGGCCAGUUUCUACAGGAGGUUUGUAAAGGACUUUAGUACCUUGGCAGCACCCCUAAAUGAAGUGGUGAAAAAGAAUGAGGGUUUUCAUUGGGGAAAGAAUCAAGAAGAGGCCUUUGCUGCCCUAAAGCAUAAGCUUACCCAUGCACCUAUACUUGCUUUACCUAACUUUACUAAAUCUUUUGAACUUGAAUGUGAUGCUUCAAAUGUAGGUAUUGGUGCUGUGUUGCUUCAAGAAGGCCACCCAAUUGCUUAUUUUAGUGAAAAGUUAAGCGGAGCUGCCCUUAACUAUUCUACUUAUGAUAAGGAAUUGUAUGCUUUGGUGAGAGCUUUGAAGACUUGGCAGCAUUAUCUUUUGCCCAAGGAAUUCGUGAUUCAUAGUGAUCAUGAGUCGCUGAAAUACUUGAAGGGGCAAGGUAAGUUGAACAAAAGGCAUGCCAAAUGGGUUGAAUUUUUGGAACAAUUUCCCUAUGUCAUAAAACACAAAAAGGGGAAAAGUAACAUUGUGGCUGAUGCUUUAUCCAGGAGACACGUGCACAAUGGAUUUUUAUUUAAGGAAAACAGGUUGUGUGCGCCUAAAAGUUCCAUUAGAGAACUGCUUGUUAAAGAAUCCCAUGCUGGGGGAUUAAUGGGUCAUUUUGGAGUCCAAAAGACUCUAGAAACUUUACAGGAACAUUUCUAUUGGCCCAAAAUGAAACAUGAUGUGAUCAAGUUUUGUGAACAUUGCAUUGUUUGCAAGAAGGCUAAGUCUAAGGUGAUGCCACAUGGUUUGUAUACUCCUUUGCCAAUCCCUGAAUACCCUUGGGUUGACUUGUCUAUGGACUUUGUUUUAGGCCUCCCUAGAACAAAGAAUGGUAAGGAUUCAAUUUUUGUGGUUGUUGAUAGGUUUUCAAAAAUGGCUCAUUUUAUUCCUUGCAGGAAAGCUGAUGAUGCUUGUCACGUUGCUGAUUUGUUCUUUAAAGAAGUUGUAAGACUUCAUGGGAUGCCUAGAAGCAUAGUUAGUGAUAGGGACACCAAGUUCCUAAGUCACUUCUGGAGGACUUUAUGGGGGAAGUUAGGCACUAAACUUUUGUUCUCUACCACUUGCCACCCACAAACUGAUGGGCAAACUGAGGUGGUUAAUAGGACCCUAGGCACCUUGCUUAGGACUGUCCUUAAGGCCAAUUUAAAGGCUUGGGAGGCGUGUUUGCCUCAUGUUGAAUUUGCUUACAAUAGGGCUGUCCAUAGCACUACCAAUUGCUCCCCAUUUGAAGUAGUGUAUGGAUUUAACCCUUUGACUCCUCUUGAUUUAUUGCCUAUGCCUAACAUUUCGGUGCACAUGAGGAAGGAAAGGUUUCCAGAACAAAGGAAAUCCAAACUCCAACCUAGAGGGGAUGGACCUUUUCAAGUACUUGAGAGAGUCAAUAACAAUGCCUAUAAAAUAGAGCUUCCAGAUGGAAGAGAAUUUGAUUUGAGGUCAAAUCCUUUUCAAGAGGGAGGGAAUGAUGAGGACAAGGACAAGGACAAGGGUCAUGGAGCGCGAAAAGGACUUGGAGGACCAAUGACUAGGGCAAGGGCUAAAAGGGCCAAGGAAGCACUUCAACAGAUGAUAGCAUUAGCUCUUGAGGAAGGAACCCAUGUGCGAGAACUUGAGCCCAAAUUGGUGAAUUUCCUCAUGAACUAUGAAGAGGAAGUCGUCCAAGAUCAGCCCAAUUAAUUGGAGCUGAGUUCGAAUUUUAUUUCUAGUUUUUUUUUCAAUCCAAUAAGUCCCUAAUACACCAAGGAUGCAUUAGCAAUUAAUGGACCUGAAGUGGAGGCAUGUGGGGCGUGAAUAAGAAGGCUUUAAGGGAGGAAUAUUCCAAGUUUGCAUCAGCUCUUGAUGGCUGAAGUAAAACUCCAAGAAUCUCUUUCAAUUGAAGUUAAUUUCCUGUUUUUGUUUAAUGUAAUGAGAGAAAGUUUAGGGGCUGUUACAAGCUGAGCUUGACCAGCUCAUUAGGAGUUUUUAUUUGAAUUUUCAGUUCAGAAUUGGAUGUUAAAACUCCAUAAUUAGUCAUUAAUUGGAGUUAAGACCAUGACUCACCUUUGUAAUUCAAAACAAAGCCAAACUCUUUUAAAAGGGAGGGACGGCCAAGC